AUGUCCUCUGCUGAAGACGCAGGUUCGGGUGAUCUAAAGGCCGGGCACCCGCCGGCAGUCAAAGUUGGCGGCAUGAGAGUGGUAAAGCAUAAGAAGGAAAGUGAGAAGUCAGAACCUGCGACCAUGACCCCUGAGGAGGAAGCUGAGUAUGGGUCAAGCCCUCCAAAAGCAGACAAGCAUCAUCAGUCUGUGGUUGUGUCUGGAGCUGUUACUAAGGGAGACAAAGAUUUUACUACGCAGGCGGUUAAAAGCUUCCACGAAAAACCAGCUCCUACGCAUGAUGUAAAGCCACGCCCACCCCAGCAGAGCCAGCACAUCCACCAGCCCAGGUAA
Molecule: messenger RNA, 333 nt
Organism: Candidula unifasciata
Lineage: Eukaryota; Metazoa; Mollusca; Gastropoda; Stylommatophora; Geomitridae
Source: the annotation of a GenBank genome assembly